AAAAAAAAAGAGAUUAAAAUUGCAAAAGUAGUGGCAUGAAAGCAGGUGUGUUAUUGGCAACACAUGAAUGAAUUAUUCCUUUCAUUGGCAUUGCUUUUUGCUCACACCACUUGCUUCUCCUCCUUACUCAUCUCAGCAUGGCCUCAAAACCCUUCAUCGCAUUAGCCACCACUGUUCUCUUCUUCUCCCUCAUCGCCGUCAAUCAUUUUGGGAAACCUUUCCACGGCAAACUUGGGGAAAUGGAAAUUGUCCCAAUUACGGAUGCCGUAGGACCUGAAAGUGUAGCAUUUCACCCAGUUGGAGACGGUCCCUACGUCGGAAUAUCCGACGGUCGGAUUAUCAAGUGGCAACCAAAUGAGCAUCGGUGGAUCAGUUUUGGCAUCACUUCUCCUAACAGAGAAGGGUGUGAAGGGACAGACGAUCAUGAAACUAGGGAACACAUAUGUGGACGUCCAUUAGGCAUAUGCUUCCACGAGAGUACCGGUGACCUUUACAUUGCGGAUGCAUACAUGGGACUGCUAAAACUAGGUCCAGCAGGUGGCUUAGCCACUCCUAUCCCAACGCAUGCUCAACCUCAACCUAUCCCUUCCACAUUCACCAAUAGCUUGGACAUCAAUCAAUCUGAUGGCUCCAUUUAUUUCACCCACACCUCUUCUCUUUAUCACAGGAGGAACCAUAUAGCAGUGGUUCUAAGUGGGGAUAAAACAGGAAUGCUGUUGAAAUACGAGCAAGAAAGCAAACAAAUCACUGUCCUUCUAACCAAUCUUUCGUUCCCAAAUGGAGUGGCAUUAAGCAAAGAUGGCAGCUUUCUUGUGUUUGCAGAAACCACCAAAUGCAGGAUCCUAAGGUACUGGUUAUCAACACCCAAAGCUGGAAACCUGGAAACAUUGGCACAACUCCCAGGAUUCCCAGACAAUAUCAAAAGGAGCCCCAGAGGAGGAUUUUGGGUGGCCAUUCAUUCACGAAGAUGCAAGGUUUUGUCAUGGAUUCUUUCGUAUUCAAAACUAGGGAAUGCUUUGAUUUGGGUAUUGCCUGUUGAUGUCAUUACCAAAGCUUAUUCAGUGAUGUCGAAGUAUUUAGGAAGUGGGCUGGCAUUGAGGAUAAGUGAAGAGGGUGUUGUUUUAGAAACUUUGGAACUUGAGAGUGGGAAUAAAAUGAGUUCCAUAAGUGAAGUGCAAGAGAAAGAUGACCACUUAUGGAUGGGAUCAAUUAACAUGCCUUUCCUCGGUGUGUAUAGGUUAUAAAUUUUAUUUACUUUUUAGUUCCAAAAUAAUAAUAUAAAUAUAAAUAACUUGAUAUUUUAAAAAAAAUUAAAAAUAUAUAAACUUCUUAAAAAUACA
Messenger RNA from Gossypium raimondii (Peruvian cotton), 1340 nucleotides. RefSeq names its product protein STRICTOSIDINE SYNTHASE-LIKE 2. Gene Ontology annotation, molecular function: strictosidine synthase activity. The coding region runs from base 138 to 1244 and encodes 368 amino acids. Lineage: Eukaryota; Viridiplantae; Streptophyta; Magnoliopsida; Malvales; Malvaceae. The transcript has 3 exons. The record is from RefSeq and is a predicted model, not a curated record. Gene Ontology annotation, biological process: biosynthetic process.